UAAUUGGUUCUCAAAACUGGUAUCAGUGGUCCUGCAUCAGUUUGGGAAUGACUACUGUGAUUUUAGCUUGUCCUGCUGUAUAGAGCUAUUACUGAACAGACAAACGAACAGCAAUGAACCAGGUUAAUUGAGAGGUCAAUCGCAGAGGACUCCCCGGCUGUGCAAGUUUAUCUCGCUAUAAGAAGCGCCUGCUGGAUUGGAACCAACUCAGGUGAACUACUUGCACUGUUCACUAUAUAAAUAGGACUGUACGUUUUCUCGACCACCGAGGUCCGACGCUUCAGCUUGGAUGUAGGUUGAUCACAGUGAUGCUGCAUCCCUUUAUCCAAAUCUGCCCGUUAAAAGUGGAUAUAUGCAACAUCCAAGUAAAAUAACUGAUUCAGCUGAGACCAAAUAAAGAUGAGGUACCUUCAUUCAAUCUGUUUGAUUCUGGCACAUUGUUUCAUUCAAGUGGUUAUAUGUGACAAAACCCAGCUACCAACAACAGAGCUUAUAGAAUGGAGGGAAACAGACAAUGAGGAGACAUUGGCUAACAGUGUUGCCAGUUCACCAGUUGUAAAUCCACUGCGACUUUUUGCAAGCCGGUCUCAAGAUCUCAAACAGACUAUAAAAGAUUUAACGCACUUAGAAAAUGUUGAAGAUUUUUGGGACUGGCUAGCCAACAGAACAAACGUUCACGAAAACCAUGUACGAACUAAACGCAGACCUAUUGUGAAGACUGGGAAGUUCAAGAAGAUGUUUGGAUGGGGUGACUUUCAUUCUAACAUCAAGACAGUUAAAUUAAACCUCCUCAUAACUGGGAAAAUCGUUGAUCAUGGAAACGGAACCUUCAGCGUUUAUUUUCGUCAUAACUCGACAGGCCUUGGAAAUGUGUCUGUGAGCCUGGUACCACCCUCUAAAGUUGUAGAGUUUGAAAUCUCCCAGCAGUCAACACUGGAAACCAAGGACUCCAAAGCUUUCAACUGUCGAACCGAGUACGAGAAAACAGACAGGGCCAAAAAGACAGCCCUGUGCAGCUUUGAUCCUUCCAAGAUUUGCUACCAAGAGCAAACCCAAAGCCACGUUUCCUGGUUGUGUUCAAAGCCAUUUAAGGUUAUAUGCAUCUAUAUUGCAUUCUACAGCAUAGAUUACAAACUGGUCCAAAAGGUUUGCCCUGAUUACAAUUAUCACAGUGACACUCCCUAUUUUUCCUCAGGAUGAUAAAAUGUUCUUGCAUGUUCAUGACCUCCUAGAUUUCUCAUGGAAUUUGGAUUAGCACCAAUAAUAUUUGUCUUUGUCAUUUGCUUGAUGUAGGCUUACUCAGAGAGGUUUGAGAAAAGGCAAAAUGUGACCACCUUUGCCGAAGGAUUCUGGACACAGGAAGUUAAAAUGGACCUACUUUUGUAUGGAAUUGCUUAUUUUGUUUUAGUGUGGUAAUUAAAAUGGUGAAGGAUGCUUUUAAAAAUAUAUUAGGAAACUGCAUUUAAUCUGGUAAAACUGGUAAAUCAUAUUGGUACAGUAGAUUUAUGUGGUUGUUAGAGAAUAAAGAAAUGCUGUUAACAAUCAUCUGUCAGAUGUAAAUCCUGUGCACCCUUUCAAGUAUAUAUUACUGCAAAAAUAAUGUAUAACACAAAUUAUCUAAUUGUCUCUUAUUAUUGUAUUACCCUGGCUUGAAAUGCUCUGUAAGAAUUUGUCCUGGUUAUCAAAUCUUCCAAAAUCAAUACUUUGUUGCAAGGACAGAUAUAAUAAUGCUAUCUAUAUAUUUUUUAUAUAUAUAUAGUGCUUUUUCAUAGUGG
Polyodon spathula (Mississippi paddlefish) is the source of this 1775-nucleotide messenger RNA. Its product is annotated as neurexophilin-2-like. The coding region runs from base 400 to 1200 and encodes 266 amino acids. The record is from RefSeq and is a predicted model, not a curated record. The transcript is spliced from 4 exons. NCBI's taxonomy places the organism in Eukaryota, Metazoa, Chordata, Actinopteri, Acipenseriformes, Polyodontidae. Gene Ontology annotation, molecular function: signaling receptor binding.